Messenger RNA from Beauveria bassiana ARSEF 2860, 3591 nucleotides. RefSeq names its product ATPase protein. Gene Ontology annotation, molecular function: ATP hydrolysis activity; ATP binding. The coding region runs from base 1 to 3591 and encodes 1196 amino acids. NCBI's taxonomy places the organism in Eukaryota, Fungi, Ascomycota, Sordariomycetes, Hypocreales, Cordycipitaceae. The record is from RefSeq and is a predicted model, not a curated record. Gene Ontology annotation, cellular component: peroxisome; peroxisomal membrane; cytosol. The transcript is spliced from 3 exons. Gene Ontology annotation, biological process: protein import into peroxisome matrix.
AUGGCUCCUAGAAGGAAUGCGCAAUCGGUCAAUGCCGAGCUCUCGAUUGUUCAUCUAAAGAACUGCUUGGUCAACCUUCCCCCCACCUUGGUGUCGCUGCUCGUCAAUGUGAACACGCCUGCUCAGAAUGUCGUCGUCGAGCUCACCUUCCGCGGCCCCGCACCGGGAACACAGUCGUCGUCAGGCACACAUGAGCGAUCGGUCUUUGUCGGUUGGACGGGCAUGCCAAGCAAGCGACGAACUGCAGCUCCUGUUAACCGCGACACUGGAAGAAUCUCAUCGCGCGAUCAAGAUGUUCAGCUUGUCGAAAUUGACGCCACGCUGGCUCACACACUCGGCCUCAGCGAUGGCCAAAAAAGCAUGGCCACGGUUCACGUCGACCCCCCAAUCGCACAUACCAUCAACAUUGAGCCAAUGACCCCCGAAGACUGGGAGAUCAUUGAGCUUCACGCGACCUUUCUCGAACUCAAUCUGCAAUCGCAAAUCCGUGCGCUGCCGAAUCCAGCCUACACAGGCUCGGGCGACAAGCCAAUCCCUCCACAUCCUCUCACGCUCCAUCUCUCUCCGACUUCGACAGCCAAUAUCAAAAUCAUCUCUCUCGACCCCGCACCUCCCUCAAGCGCGCCAUUUGCGAAGCUGUCUCCUAAUGCAGAAGUCAUUGUGGCUCCCAAGACUCGCGCUAAGCAAACUCAGAGCAGCAGCGACCACAGAAGCGUCGCCAGCACCUCACGAUCGAGACGCAGUGCCACGAGCACCGUUCGCAAAAAGGGCGCAAGAGAGGAACCGAAGCCGACCAUGUUUCUUCGUGCGAUCGACAGAUCAUACUGCGCAGAUUGGUUCGAUGUCACCGCCCCAAUCCAGGAUCUCGUGGUCUGGGUCGAUCGCGACCGUCUUUUCACCAACGAAUUUCGCGGGGUCAACUUUGUCAUCGUCGAUGUGAUCCGCCCCGCUGGCCUACAAAAACCCCAACCUGAAGGAGAAGCCGCACAAGCUCAAACGCCUGCCUCGUCAAAAGUUAUUGCACGGCUUUUACCAUGGGACGACCCUCCGAAUGGGCAAGCUGCGGCGCUUUCAGCACCUCUCUGCGCUUCACUCGGAUGUACUGGUAUCGUUGGCGGCGUAAUCAAGCUUCAGGCUGCGCCACAGCAACUAGGGCGCAACGCUGUUCAGGUUGUCAGAGUCUUUCCCUUUGCCGCGAGCACGAAAUCGACCGAAGGCUUGCGCUUCGGCAGUGAAACAAAGGCAGAAAAGGAAGAGUCGGCAAAGCGAUUCAGGCACAUCUACGCCGGCUCCAAGGAGAAGCCUGGUCUUCUGCAAGGUCCUGUAACGGACGGUAUUGUUGUUGGCUUGUACGAAGGGCUUGACGCGCCCCAGGGUUGGGAAGGUGGCAUCAUCCGAUUUGAAUAUGGAUCCGACCAUGAGCAGACAAAAGACUCAACAAAUUGGCUCGCCGGUAUGGACCACAAACUGCAAAUCGAAUUUCAGCCUCCGGUGCCUCGGCCCUCUUGGAUUCUUGGGUCUGACGAAUUCGAGCUUCAAUCAGCACAUGAUUCUGCGCUUGUCGGUAUCAGCAACCUGCUUACAAACCUGGAAUCGCACCUCUCACACCUUUCUUCCGUUCUGUUGACAGGAACUAUGGGUUCUGGUAAAACGGCAGUGGCAAAACACAUGGCCGAGAAGCUGCGCAAAGACACACUCUUUUACACGGUCUACUUUUCAGGCCGAAAGCUUGUCACAGAUGAGACGAGAAUAUCGACUAUCCGAGAGACACUCGAGCGCCUGUUCAUGUCUGCCAGCUGGGGAGCUCGAUUAGGAGGCAAAGGUAUCGUGAUUCUAGAUGAUCUCGACAAGCUUUGCCCUGUCGAGACGGAGCUCCAGGUUGGCAACGAUAACGGACGAAGUCGCCAAGUCAGCGAAGCGGUACGAUCGAUAGUGCGACAGUACUGCACACGCGACAGCAACAUUGUUCUUCUGGCUACUGCCGAAGGCAAAGACUCUCUCAACAACGUGGUCAUCAGCGGCCACGUCCAAAAUGCUGUCGCAAUGGACGAUAUAGACAAUAUUAGCAGCAACAGCAGACCGACAACCGCCGAUGGUAGUAAUAUUGAAGAGAACGGAGACUGGUUGCAUGGAGCAGAUCAGCCUGUUGCUGCUGCCCCAAACUCUGUCAGUAGCGGAUUCAUCCUCGAUUCGGAUCUCGACUUCCUCGACAUUGCUGGCCAAACAGACGGUUAUAUGCCUGGAGAUUUGACAGUCGUUAUUUCCCGUGCUAGAAACGAGGCCAUCAUCCGGGCUCUCAGCGAGUCUCCCAAUGAUACUUCCGGGGGCUCCAUUCGUCUCAGCCGUGUCGACUUUGACAAGGCUUUGAAGGGGUUUACGCCCGCCUCUUUGCGGAAUGUCUCGCUCCAGAGUUCGACAACUACGUUCAAGUCGAUUGGUGGUCUUCAAGAAACACGAAAGGUCCUGCUAGAGACACUGCAAUACCCCACAAAAUACGCUCCCAUCUUCUCACAAUGUCCCUUGCGACUUCGGUCUGGUCUCCUCCUCUACGGAUUCCCUGGCUGCGGCAAGACACUGCUUGCCAGUGCUGUGGCUGGUGAAUGUGGUCUAAACUUUAUCAGCGUCAAGGGGCCCGAGAUUUUGAACAAGUACAUUGGUGCUUCGGAGAAGAGUGUGCGUGAUCUGUUUGAUCGUGCCCAGGCGGCAAGGCCUUGCGUCUUAUUCUUUGAUGAGUUUGACUCGAUAGCCCCCAAGCGUGGCCAUGACUCGACCGGUGUGACGGACAGAGUGGUCAAUCAGCUGCUAACACAGAUGGAUGGUGCCGAAGGCUUGUCUGGGGUGUACGUGCUCGCGGCAACGUCUCGUCCUGAUCUCAUCGACCCAGCUCUUCUCCGACCUGGCCGUCUCGACAAGUCUCUACUCUGCGACAUGCCCGCUCCCGAGGACCGUCUCGACAUUCUCAAGGCGUUGUUUCAAAAGGUCCGACUCUCCGACGAGCUCGCCGAGUCGGAAGACGCGUGGGAGGAAAUUGCCCGACGCACAGACGGCUUCUCCGGCGCAGAUCUCCAGGCUCUCGUGUCCAACUCGCAGCUCGAGGCAAUUCAUGAUGUUCUCGAUGUCGGCGGCGCAUCGUCCACUGUCCGCGGCAAGAGCGGCGGCCAGAACGGGGCGCGACGCAGCGCAGCUCCGAGCUUCGUGCAGUUCCGCUACGGCGCCGACGCCGACCAGUCCGUCAAGCCCGCGCCUCAGAGCAAGUCGGCCGCCCUCACGGAGCAGGCCGCCAUGACGUCCAAGCUGGAGCAGAUUAAGCUCGCGCGCCGCAAGGAGAAGCAGGCGCACAAGGGCUCGGUCGGCCUUGCAAACGCUGCCUCGACCAACGGCGACGGCGGCAAGGCGUCGCUGGACCAGAAGGAGGUGGUUAUUGGCUGGGAGCACCUCGUCAAAGCGCUUGACAACACGCGUGCCAGCAUCAGCAAGGAGGAGAGGAGCCGCCUAGAGCGCAUAUACCACGAGUUUGUGGCCGGCCGCAGCGGCAAGAUGAAGGAUGGGCAAGGAAGCACGGAGAUUGGAGGCCGUAGUAGUCUCAUGUAA